Molecule: messenger RNA, 4468 nt
Organism: Cydia pomonella (codling moth)
Lineage: Eukaryota; Metazoa; Arthropoda; Insecta; Lepidoptera; Tortricidae
Product: vascular cell adhesion protein 1-like
Exons: 14
Coding region: 252-1643 (463 amino acids)
Source: RefSeq, a predicted model, not a curated record
CCCAACACUAUACGCGCACAAACGCGCGCCGCUUAAGCUAGAGAUGUGAUAGCGAACGCGAAAUAGAAACUCAGUUGAGUUAGCGUUCCACCGCGACCGGUCGCCUCUCGAAUCGACUGAUUAGUGCAACGAAGGAAGUGCCUUUAGUGGAGUGUCAAAGUGUAUUUUUGGAAGUUUUUGGAAGUUUUACCAAACAAGUGCCUAGUAGUGUGUAUAUUUUUAAGUGUUUACUGAAAAUAUAUCGUUUCACUAUGGAAUUAAGAAGAUUGUCCUUAUGCCUGGCGUUCCUGUUGGUCGCAGUUAUCUCACAUAGUUCAGAAGCGAGACACUCGCUGGAGCGACGAGAGGCUGAUGUGGACUUCUUCCAAGAUGACCCGGGCUCCGACAACGAACAAAACGAUGAAGGAGACGAUGAAGACGGACCUGUUCCGAAUGCCACCAUCCUCACCAAGCCGGAGGUGUAUAAAGUGCCCAUAGGAGUAGGGGUACGGUUGGAGUGCAGAAUUGAUAUCCCAGAUACAAUGGUAACCUGGAUGAGAGGAGAUAUAGGCCUGGUCGUGCUUGGUACACUGAUGGCUGAUUCGGCAAAAUAUCAGAAGAGCGGUACCGACCUCAUCAUCAACAACGUGACGCAGGCCGACGCUGGUGGUUACGUAUGCAAGGUUGAGCAAACGCCACCCGUGCAGAUUGAGCAUAAAGUCGAUGUAGUUCAAGCUGCUCAAAUUACGAGCAUUUCUGCUUCUGACGACGGCAGACCUGCCCCAGGCGCGGAUCUUACCUUAACUUGCACCGCUAUCGGCUUCCCCGCUCCGAAGAUCAUUUGGUCCAAGUUGGUCAAUGGACAGAACGCAAAACUUGGUGAAGGCGCCAUCCACACCAUUAAGAACGUGAAGGUGGAAGAUUCUGGAAAGUACUUCUGCUACGCGAUGGGCAACAACAACGCAGACACGAAGACUAUUGAUGUUUCUGUUAGAAGGAAACCUAAGGUCCAUGUGCACCGCGCCGUUAUCAACUCAGCCAUCGGAGUCCAGGCCCUCAUGAGAUGCAACGUACACGAACAAGAACCGGUCAGAAUUAGGUGGUUCAAGGGUGAGCAGGAGAUCGAGUCGUCCCAGUACACCACGCGAGGCACCGAGUCCAACUUCACCGUGACACCGCAGUCGGACGCUGACUUUGGAACCUACACUUGCAGGGCUGAAUGUGACUUUGGCACGCACCACCGUUCUAUCGAGCUGGUCGAGACCCCUGUAGUGGAGAGGCUAGAGUCCGACGGCAGCAAACUCUCGUGGUCCGUGCACUCCCACCUGCCGCUCACGAACAUCGAGAUACAGCUCAUUGAUACUGUCAACGGAACCUUAUCGAAGUUCGACGUGCCGGUGCCAGACCACAAGACACACGAAUACGACUUUACAUACGUGGUGAAUUCAGUGGAACCUGGACUCUACGAUGCAGUGGUGAAGGUUGAAAACUCGAAGGGCAUGGGCGAGAACAGCCAAGCGGUCGAACUUAAAGAAGUUGAACAAGACCCUGAAAGUAUCCAGGUAGCGAAAUUGGGCCCCUCGCCCGGCGCGGCGCACGCGCACGCCCCGACCACCGCGCUCAUCUCCACCGUGCUCAUGUACCUGCUCGUACGGAUGCUGUAAACAAUAGUAGUCACUAUAGUAUUCAUGGUUCGUCGUAAACACAUUCGCGCCAUUAUUCAAGCUGGGCUAGUUUCCUAAAAAACACUUUCAUCAUGCCAGCUGAAAUACGUCCACUGGCCAAAAUUAAGGCACACCACAGCGACCUAUCGGACAAAAUUUAUAGAGAUUUUGAACAGAGGGCCUAAGGCGGACAUCGAAAAUUGAAUUUUGUUAGCUGCCUCUCUAUCACAUGCAAGAGUGAUGGAGAGUCAGAUAAGGAUAACGAAAUUUCGAAGUUAAUAUUCGCAGUAGACUCUCAGAUCUUCGGUUCCGUUGGGGGCUAUAUUAGCUUUUUACAGUCAUAUGAGUUUUACUAAUUUAAAAAUGAUGAAAGCGCUAAAGUAAGUCCUUUUCGUCAUCCAAAACAACCAUAUGUUACAUUAGAAAAUUCAUUAAAUUAGGUAACUGAUUACCGCGCAGAAAAGUACAAGUAGGUUUUUUUCUUCUAAUACGAUUGUUAUAAACUUUAUUUUUGUAUUUUCCAUGAUUGGAUAGCUUAAGUCGCCUGCAGGAAACUAGCCUUUAAGGCCUGUAAGAAUAGAAAAUUGUAAAGGUGUAAGAAAUAGGAUUGUUUACCUUACAGCUAAAAUUGUAGCGCUCUGUAAUAUCUAUUUAUAUUUUUACUGUUUGUAGAAUGUACAAAAAUAUUUUUUGUAUAUAUUUUUGUGCGCGCAUUUUUUAAAUUCUAACUGUCCCACUUUUGUUAUCGUGCUUUUAGUAUCUUUUGCAUUUUCGUGUUUAAUUUUCUGUAUUAAGACAUUAUGUACAAAAAUGUAGAAACCUUUUUGGUGUUAUAACUACCUACUUCAAUGUACGUGUACUAUCGUUUCGCUAAAAUCAACCGUUUUAUAAAAACGAAAGUGUUUGUAAGUUUUGAAACUUCAUGCUUAACUGUUUUUCUAUUUCUAGUAUUACACGUAUGUUGACAUACGUAGAAGAAACACCUAUAAGUAUACUUAUUUACCAAGGUCCUUUAAAGAUUAAGAUUAAUUCAUUAUUUUUUUGUAAAAAAUUGAUAGCAGAGAUACUUAAAAAUUAGCAGCUUACAUUUAAGUUAAUUGAUUAAAAAUGAAAGAAGCGAGUUAUAAACAUGUUGUAAGUACAAUAUUGUACAACCAAUGUAAAUAUUAUUUUUAAAAUACGUUCAGUAGGUACACUAUUUGUAUUAGUUUUAAUUUUCGACUUCUUAUUUACUCCCCUUUUACUAAUUAUAUUAAUACAGAAAUAUAAUUCAAAUUUAAAGAAGUCGUCGUUCUCACAAUUAAUUAAGCUUUUUAGUGUUUUAAUAUUAGGUAAUUAUUACCAAAGUGUAAUUAAGAAUGACGUUUAGUUUAUUAUAUUAGUUUAUGUGCAGAUCGUAUGUACUUCAUUCAGAAAUAUAAUCAAAUGUGCUUAUUGUGAAAUUACCUUAUUUAAAAAUUGGAUCGAUUUUUCAUAGGCUAAAUAAUUAAUCAUUCACAUGCCUAAACGCGGAUCCACGCUAGUAGAUAAACAGCUCUAAUUAAUUAUUUAAUUAUUUAUUAUUCAAUACUUACUUCGUGGAUCCGGAUGAUCCGGCUUACGAGAGGUUAAAUAUAACUUCUUUAGUUGGUUCAAGAUUACAUAAAAACAGAUAAUCAAAAACCAUAUAGUGCUGUUGUUAUUUACUAGCUUUACAGACCUGUUAAUGUAAAUGUUAAAUAAUAAAGUCAUACUGUCGCUGCCAUAAUAUUAUACAAACAGUAAUCGAAUAAUGUAAAUUAAUUAUUAACUAAGAUCUAUAUUACCAGUAAAAUAACUAUUAUUACAAUACAAUGUGCCUGUAAUUUAUACAAAUCAAUAGUUCCAGUUAAGGUGCUUGAUAGUCCUUUUUAUACAAAAUAAGCUUCCAUUGUUUAUGAUAAUAAUAGUAAAAUAUUACCUACUAGUCUUAUUAUAAUAUUCAACAGUUCUUAAUUACUUUGGAUAUAAUAAUUAUUACAGUUGUAUAACUUAAACUAUUGGUAUAUCCAACAGUGAAUUAAUUAAACAAACAUUGUAUUUAUUAAGGAUGUUGAUAAUCCAGUGCUUUUAAAUAAUUCGGUAAAAUUAUAAAAUUGCAUUUAAAAAUCGAAGACAUUAUAGAAGGAGCCGAUGCAAAUACUGCAUUAAACAAUGAAAUGGUUAGUAUUAGGCAAUAAUAUAUUUUAUCAAUUGCUAAAAUUGAUUAAAAAAGUUAUCAUAUUAAUGUUUGCACAUUACAUAAAGCAGCAUAUGAAAUUUAUCUCGUCUGAGCCAAAAUUGAUACAAAAUUAGAAUUAAAUGUGCCUUAACGCUACAAAAAGACUUUCCACAUAAAUACGGCCAGUUUUAUUAAAAUAUAAUGUAACCUUUAUCGAUCAUUUCAUUUGAUUUAAAAUAAUAUACCGGACGUAUAUGGAUAUGUAAGGGACAAAACAUGUGACAACGCAUUUAGAGGUUGUGAGAUUCAGCAUUUUGAACCUAACAUAUAUGAAACCUGUCUACACGUGCACCUCGACAUGUAUAUUGUGCCUAAUUAUUUAAUUUCACUUCGGCGUUUGUAUUUGCGUUGUCCACAUAAAAGAGAUGCAUCAACGACAUUUUGGCAAAUACGGCCACGUGUUUUCCGGUAUAAAAAUUGAAAUACGUAUUGUAAAAUUGUCUUUCUGUAUCAACAGAUCUUCGUUGUUUCGGCUAAACUGUUUCGUUCAGCUAUAGGUGCCUUCUUGUAUUAGAGAUCGUAAAAGGAGGUGAUAUUUUUGUCUUACUUAUAUGAAUAAACGGUUAAUAAAUGUUUGUAAAUAUUA